This is a messenger RNA of Linnemannia hyalina, 1311 nucleotides long. The record is from the annotation of a GenBank genome assembly. NCBI's taxonomy places the organism in Eukaryota, Fungi, Mortierellomycota, Mortierellomycetes, Mortierellales, Mortierellaceae.
AUGUCCACCAACGAUAAACCAACAGUCCUUAUUGUAGGCGCAGGACUGGGAGGCCUUAUGAUGGGCGCCCUUUUCGAAAAGUCGGGUGUGCCCUACACCAUCUUUGAGCGCGCUGUCGCGGUGAAACCCUUAGGCUCUGUCAUGUCGAUCGGGCCUACGUUGCUCCCUAUCUUCCAGCAGAUGGGUAUCUAUGAUGACAUCCUGGCCGCGGGCAAGUACAUCACGCAUACCGAGACUUAUAAAGAGAACCUGGAGAGGUACCGAGCUGCUGACUACAGGCCCAUCGAGGAGUUCACGGGCUAUGGACAGUACAUUAUCGACCGUCCUACGUACUACAAUAUCAUGCUCAAGCAAGUCCCAGCCCACAAGAUCCACUUUGGCAAGCGUGUCACCGACAUCAUCGAAACGGACGACAAGGUGACCAUUCACCUCUCUGACGGAGAGACGCACGAGGGCGAUAUUGUUGUGGGUGCCGACGGUGCUUACAGUUCAGUCCGCGAACGCAUCUACGAACAACUAAAGGCCAAAGGCAAGUUGCCAAUGGCGGAUCAAGAAGAACUCCCUUUCAGUUUCAUUUGCUUAGUUGGCCAGACCGAGAUCCUCGAUCCCGAGGAGUUCCCAAUCAUCAAGGAGCCUACUUGCAAGUUCCGUGGAUUCCUUGGAAAAGACAUUCCCUUCACGGCCGCCAUGGAAAAGAAGGCACAGAGUGGCGAGACCGCAGAGUGGGGUGCCUACCCGACCCAAACCAUGAUUGACGAGACCAGGCAUUUUCCUAUCCAGCUCGACGACGGGAAGAAGCGCACUAUGGGCGAUCUGUACGACUUGACGCCCAAGGAUCUUAUUUCCAAGAUCAUGCUGGAGGAGAAGGUCUUUAAGACUUGGCAUCAUGGGCGUGUCGUCCUGAUGGGCGAUGGCGCGGUGACAGCGAUGCAUGAUGCGAUCGCACUCGCAAACUUGAUCUACGCCCAGCCGACAAAGACUUUAGGAGACAUCACCAAGAUCUUUGAAGAAUACCAGGAGGAACGAUUCCCCGCCGUUAUGGAGUCAUUCGAGAACAGCAAGGUUAUGAGCAAGGCCGCGGCACGUGGUAUCGCUGGCGCCAUUCUCCUCUUCGUCAUGACCCACAUGCCUUUCUGGCUGUGGAGACUCGCCUUAAAGAAGACGGUUAGGUUCAGACCCCAAGUGGGUUUCCUACCAAACAUUCCCUUGAUGGGCAGUGUGAUCCCUGUCAUCUCGCCCAGUGAGCAAAAGGCCAGGGCUCUCUUUGAGAAGCAACAGCAAGCAGGCAUGGUGGCCCGUUUCCCGCUUUAA